AUGCAGACGAGAAACGCUUUACUGUCGAUUACUAUGUUACUGUCGAUUGUGGUAAAUUGUAAGAGAAUCCUGAUCAUCACUCCUGCACCUCUACAUAGUCAUCAGUUGGUGUUUCGACCGCUAUGGCAAGCCCUACAUAAGCGGGGUCAUGAAUUGGUUCUGAUUACGAUACCGAUAAACGCUACAUUAAGCAACUACACAGAAAUCGAUUUUAGCUUCUUGAAAGUUACGCUUCACAAUGAGGAAUUCAUGAGUCAACAUUUAUCUAAUUCGAUAUGGCAAGUGGAAAAGAUCACGUUGGAUUUAAUGAACAUGAUUAACAGGGAGACGUUUGAACAUCCUCAAGUGAGACAGCUCUAUGCACCGGAAAGCAAUGAGAAAUUCGAUUUGGUUAUUGUAGAUGUAAUGUUGGGACCCGCUCUGUGUAGUUUUGCAUAUAGAUUUCACGCACCUUUAAUAGGUAUAACGUCUACGGAAGUGUAUCAAUAUAUACGGUAUCUUCUUGGCGAUUUGCUGUUACCCUCGUAUCCCUCGAAUUGGGAAUUUGAUAGAAAUGCCGGUUUUAACCUGCCUUUUUGGCAGAGAAUGACAAACUAUCUCGAGAUGUUGGCCUAUAUUUAUCGUUGGACUUACAUCUAUAUGCCUCAACAGCAGGAAAUAGCCCGAAAAUAUUUAAGCGCUAACGCGGGCGAUCUUUUCGAUACGAUAGGAAACAUGAGUCUGCUUUUCUUAGGGCGAUCGUUCACGUUUACGUACAUUAAACCCAAAGUACCUAACAUAAUCUAUUUUGAUAGCUUACAUGUUACGAAGAAACCAUCACCUUUGCCAAAGAAUUUAAAACAAUUCCUCGAUGGCGCAACGGAAGGAUUUGUUUACAUGAGUCUUGGGAGCACCAUAAAUUCGAGUUGCUUGCCGAAAGAAAAAUUAAGCGUGGUCGUUCAAGCAUUCACGAAGUUACCAUAUAAGAUUCUCUGGAAAUUCGAGAAAGAAAAACCACCAAGAAUACCGGAUAAUGUUUUCAUAAUGAAGUGGAUUCCGCAGCAAGAAGUUCUGGCUCAUCCGAACAUUAAGGUUUUCGUCUACCAGGGUGGUGUUCAAAGUACCGAGGAAGCUAUUCACUUUGCUGUGCCGCUUGUUGGGAUCCCUCUUAUGUACGAUCAAGGAUAUACGAUCAAUAGGCUAUUCGAGAAAGGUGUUGCUCGACGAUUGAACUAUAACAAUUUAUCCGACACAGAUCUCGUGAACGCGAUUCGCGACGUUUUCAACGAUAAACAAUAUAAGGAAAAUAUGAUCCGAUUGAGCGAUCUCAUUAAGGAUAAGCCAGUUGACGAUAUCGAGAAGCUCGUAUGGUGGAUUGAACACGUGAUGCGUUACAAUGGUGUACCUUACAUGCGAUACAACGGCGCGGAUCAACCGUUCUACGAACGAUAUGAUACGAACAUCAUAGCCUUUCUCGCAAUCGCUAUAUUUAUGAUUAUAAUGAUCCUCCUUUUUGUUCUAACCGAGUGUUUGUACUUUAUCAUUCGGAAUCGUAUGUUGAUAUAUACCACUUAUAAACCUGGUUUCCACAACAUGAGCGUGAAAGAAAAAACUAGCUGA
Molecule: messenger RNA, 1599 nt
Organism: Dinoponera quadriceps
Lineage: Eukaryota; Metazoa; Arthropoda; Insecta; Hymenoptera; Formicidae
Product: UDP-glucuronosyltransferase 2B7-like
Exons: 5
Coding region: 1-1599 (532 amino acids)
Molecular function (GO): UDP-glycosyltransferase activity
Source: RefSeq, a predicted model, not a curated record